Messenger RNA from Danio rerio (zebrafish), 509 nucleotides. NCBI's taxonomy places the organism in Eukaryota, Metazoa, Chordata, Actinopteri, Cypriniformes, Danionidae. The record is from RefSeq and is a predicted model, not a curated record.
AAACCUCAACUUUUAUCUGGGGGACAAACAAUGCAAGAAAAUGCCUGCAGCGGAGAAAGUCAACUGGAGAGUGUGUCGGAUUGCUCAACUGAGUCCCCAGACUCCUGUCCACUGUCCUGCAUGGAGCCCUUUGCGGUGCGCAGGCUUUCGUGCAGGACUGUCCAGCUUCCCCCUUUGGCCUUUAGGCAGGCUGAGCAGUAUUACUGUGAGAGGAGACCAGAGACGGAGACGGUCCAGCCUCGACCCACCAGCCUCCCCCUGAGAGUUCCUCCGCUCAUCGCCAUCACCUCUGCAGACACAAGCAGGUAACAGCUGGAGUUUCAUGAUGUUGUUUAUGCCAAAAAACAUUUUAAAUGUUUAUAUCUUGAAAAAAAAAAGUGUGCAGAAACAAUUAUGGUGAAUUUUUAGUUUUAUGGAGAAAACUUCUACUUCAUAGUAAAGCACAAUUGUUUUAUUAAAAGAUUAAACAACAGCCUAAUGUACUAGAAUCCAAUAUUGCAGAAGAUAUA